AUGUCAGAGUCAAGUCAGUUAUGUUCCACCACUUCCAUCUCCUUUGACUACUCCGACACCUCUACCUUCAGGGUUUACUCACACAGCACUUCCACUUCAACCCCAAGCACUGCCUUCACCAAGUCAACAGUUUUCUACACCUGCUACUCUAUGUCAAAGUCAAGUCAGUUAUGCACCACCACUUCCAUCUCCUUUGACUACUCCGACACCUCUACCUUCAGUGUCUGGUCAAACUGCACUCCAACCCCAACCUCAGCCUUCACCAAGUCAACUGUUUUCUACACCCGCUACUCAAUGUCAAAGUCAAGUCAGUUAUGUACCCCCACUUCCAUCUCUGCUUCCACAUUUGAAUGCGACCAUAUAAAAUCCUUGGCUUUCUGUCCUCGAAGCGCUGAUGAUGCUAUCACUUUAAAUGAAGAAGUGCUGAUGGAAUUGGUGCAACAAAAGUGGUUUGGGGAAGACAGAAAACAGAAAUGCACUGAAAGUCAGCGGACAGCAGGUAUUAUGGGUGUGCCACUCUCAGUGGAGGUGACAUUUGCUGGACCUUCAUCCAAGAAAUUUAUUUCAGUGUAUGAACCCAAAACAUCAUAUUAUAGCCACCUUGGAAGAGUAAUUGUUGUGUAUGACUCAAAAAAAAUCACAUGGAGUUGCCCAUGUAACAAAACCAAGCAGUCUUGCGUGCACAAAUCAAUUGCUAAGUGGCACUUAUUUCAAACACACAAGUCACUUUUUAGAAAAGUAAGGACCACAGAAUGGACUGAUCCCCCCCAGAGUUCGCAGUUCCAAAUGGAAGAUUUACACGAAGAACAAUACCCACCAAAUGAGGCAGGCAUAAAGAAAAUGGUGCUUUAUUUAUUGAAAGAAAAAAGUCUUCCUGCAGACCUGCCAAAGGAACUUAUUAGUGGCACUAAACCCAAGUGUGAAUUCCCACGCAGCCUAAUUCCAGAGGAGACUUUCUGCUCCCAGUGCAUGGGAAAUCAGAUGCUAAGUGAUCCAAAACUCAUAACAUCACGGGCAAGGAUUUUAACCUUCACAGGACUUGUUGAAGGGAUUUCUACUUACUACAAAGUGUGCAACAAGUGCAAAAUGAUGUACCGUUAUCAAGAGUUCACGGAUGGAAUCCAUAAUUUUAAUGACCACCUUCUGAUUUUACUGCAUUUAUGCUUGAUUCCUCGCAAUACUAUUCAGGUAUGUUACCCAUUAUAG
Molecule: messenger RNA, 1206 nt
Organism: Misgurnus anguillicaudatus (oriental weatherfish)
Lineage: Eukaryota; Metazoa; Chordata; Actinopteri; Cypriniformes; Cobitidae
Source: RefSeq, a predicted model, not a curated record